This is a messenger RNA of Drosophila teissieri, 767 nucleotides long. RefSeq lists its product as uncharacterized. Bases 56 to 673 code for a protein of 205 amino acids. The transcript has 4 exons. The record is from RefSeq and is a predicted model, not a curated record. NCBI's taxonomy places the organism in Eukaryota, Metazoa, Arthropoda, Insecta, Diptera, Drosophilidae.
GGUUAGCUCAAAAACCAUUGUAGAACCAUUGUGGUUAUAGUAGUUGCUAUACAACAUGAUUUGGAUUUGGAGCCUAAUUACACUGGGAAUAAUUGUUGGCGCAACGGGAAGCGUGAUCAUUUCUCCGCGGGUGGACGGCAGCAGUACUGAAAGCACCACCACCACAACGACAACAAAGACGUCUUCUCCCAGCAGUGAAAGCCCCACCAACUCAAAUACAGCAAGGGUGACAUCCCCAGUUGAAGAAACUACUUUGGAUCCCUUAACUGCACUUGAUAAAUCAGUAACGGCUGAUCUUCAAAGUAUUCUAACCAAAUAUGAGCGUGAAUGCAUGGGUAAUUCGGAAUUUACAGAAAAUCUUGACCUCAUACGCAAGGCGGUAAAAUGGAACAAGGAUCAGUUACAAGCCAAGAUAGCCGCACAAGUUAAUUUCAAUAACUACAAUGAGAGACGUAUUUCCCUUGAAAAACAAAUUGAUCAGCGCAUUGAGGCCCUCAAUAACAUACUGCCUACCCAAGAGCCGAAUAGUCGUUGCUCAAAAUUUUACUUGAAACAAAGAGAAGCUCUUAAGAAUGCUAAAACACUUUCGAAUGCCGGAAAAGAAUCAGCUAUAGCAGCAAGCAAAGAAAUUUGCAAAAGCAAUGAUUACAAUGAUGACUAUGAUUAUUACUAGCAGAAUCAGCAAUCUGAAAUGUAUUUUUAAUUUUUAUUGCAACUAAGUGUCCCAAAUGUUGAAUAAAGCAUAAUCGUACUGGAGAACACUCAAA